This is a messenger RNA of Malassezia japonica, 1296 nucleotides long. RefSeq lists its product as uncharacterized. Gene Ontology annotation, molecular function: ubiquitin-protein transferase activity. Bases 1 to 1296 code for a protein of 431 amino acids. The transcript is spliced from 2 exons. The record is from RefSeq and is a predicted model, not a curated record. Gene Ontology annotation, cellular component: nucleus. Lineage: Eukaryota; Fungi; Basidiomycota; Malasseziomycetes; Malasseziales; Malasseziaceae. Gene Ontology annotation, biological process: protein ubiquitination; interstrand cross-link repair.
AUGGCGUGUGGGAUCUGCCUGGAGGAGUACACGGCAGAGAACCGGCCGGCGGCACUUCCGUGCGGUCAUGUAUUUCACGCGCCAUGCGUAGGCGACUGGAUCCGCUCGCGCGCGCACGGUGCACUCCAGGGAGGGUGCCCCCUGUGCAAGAAACCGGCAGGCACCGACGAGAUCCUCGCGCUGUGGCCCGCAGACGCGGCCGACUUUCACCAGUAUGUCGGUGCGCAGCAUAUGGGAUCGGUCGAUGGCGAACAGCCGGUGCUUGACGCGGCAUGCGACCUCGUCGCUGCGAUGCAGACGUAUGCAAUGGCCGCGCACGGCCUCCGCGCCGCGCCGCUAGGACGCGUCCAGCACCGCGUGUCCGAAGCGCUGCGCCUCGGUGCCAUUCGCGAUGAGGACGCAGUACUCGCAUUACAGAAUGGCAUGGACGCGCUCCACGAUAUGGUGCGCCACGUCGAAGGCAUUUCUCAUACCCUAGCCAAGGCUUAUACCCAGACGCAGCAAAAGGCGGUUGCCCUACGAGAAGAGGAAACGGUCCUGCGCCGAGCCAAGGACGAGCUUAAGGAUGAGCAGAACAAGAUUGCGGCCGAGCGGCAUGCGCUGCGCCAGAAAAAGAAGCGCGCUUUCCAAGCGGCGCAGGCGCUGGACGAGCGAGCUGCCACGCUCGACGCACGCGAGAGCGCGCUCGAAGCGAGUCAGGCGCAGGCACAAACGCGUAUGCAAGAGGCCAUUGCAAAUGCGAAGAGCGCAAGUGUCGACGCUGUGCGCCGCGCCGCCCUCCGUGAGGAAGCGGCCGAGACCAAAGAGGCCGAGGCGGUUGCGCGUAUCCGCGCGGCCGAGGAGCAAGCGUCCGACGCGGUACAGAUGCUCGAGGCGAUUCGCAGCCGCGAUCAGCGCAUGGCCGACCAGAUGCGCGACCUGCAAAAAGCCGUCAAGCGCGCACAAGAAAAGUACCGUGCGCUGCGCGAGCAAAACCAGCGUCAGGACUCGGAGCGCAGCGCCGCCGAAGCCUCGUACAGGCGGCGCAUUGCGCAGCUCGAGGCGCGCUCCGAUGCUCCGGAUCACAGUUCGUCGCCGCCGCUGGUACGCCGCCGAUCCUCGUCGCCGUCGAGCGACAUUGCCCUUACUCCGGUCACCAAGAAGCAGGCCCUGCUCGAGGACCUGGACGACGAUGCCUUUCCCAUGCCCGGCGGCACGCUGCCGACCGCGCCUGCGCGCAAGCCGCUCGUACCCAAAAACACGCCAUUGCCCUGGAGCGGAUCUGUGGUGCUUGGACCACGCCGUAGGCCGACUUGA